Mauremys mutica (yellowpond turtle) is the source of this 2761-nucleotide messenger RNA. RefSeq names its product tapasin-like. Lineage: Eukaryota; Metazoa; Chordata; Testudines; Geoemydidae. The record is from RefSeq and is a predicted model, not a curated record. The transcript is spliced from 3 exons. The coding region runs from base 4 to 765 and encodes 253 amino acids.
GCCAUGUCAGAAAUCUCCAAACCCGAGUCAGUGACAGUGGGGAAGGAAAUCACCCUGAGCUGCCGCAUGACGGGACAUUUCCCCGGGGCGCUGAGUGUGGCCUGGCUCAGAACGCAGAGAUCAACCACAAGCGCUCGAUUUGAGGAAAAGAGCAAGAGAGACAUCCUGGUUCCUCUAGAAAACUCUGCCGAGUACAGAAUCGAGCCCGGAGCUCCCCACACACAGGACGGGAAAAGCUUCCAGCAGGAGACGAGACUCAGCUUCACCCCCUCGGUGCAGAGAGACCAGGGGGCCAAGUUCAUCUGCCGGGUGGGACACGUCACCCUAGAGAUCCCCCUGGAGAGAGACACUGGGGAGCUGCACGUGGCAGAGCCACCACAAGCUCCAGUUCUUCGCGAGAUCUCCCGGCCGCAGGUCCUGGCCCCCGGGAAGCAGGUCACACUGAUCUGCUACAUAUCCAGGUUCUACCCCAAGGAGCUGAGCGUGACCUGGUACCGACGGGGAAGGGGAGAGUCGGCGUUCAGGUGCUUAGACAAGCCGGACACCCACGAGAUUGUCACCCCAGACCCCACAGCCGCGCCAGACAGGAAAUCCUACUUCGUGAUGUCCCAGCUCUGCCUCACCCCCGUGCUGCCCGAGGACGACGGGGCAGAGUACCGGUGUUCUGUGGAACAUGAAACCCUGCAGGAGCCUGAAGGAAAAUCCACUGGGCCGCUGGAGCUGCGAGGUGGCCCCCCUCUCGAUGGAGACACGUCCGUUUUUUGACUGUCCUGCACUCACGCCACGGCCGGUGCUGGGGAGACAGAGCCAGCUGCAAACCACUCGGAGAGGAGAGAACAAACUGACCCCUUGUGAUGCUGUGUGAUCGACGUGUGACCGUGCACAGCACUGGUGUUGCCACUGUGCUACAACUGCAAGCAGGGCCGGCUCCAGGCACCAGCUUAUCAAGCAGGUGCUUGGGGCAGCAACUCCGGAGUGGGGCAGCACUUUCAGGUAUUCGUCGGCAAUUCGGCGGAGGGUCCCUCACUCCUGCUUGGAGCGAAGGACCUCCCGUUGAAUUGCCGCAGAUCGCGAUCGCGGCUUUUUUUUUUUUUUGGGCUGCUUGGGGCAGCAAAACCCCUGGAGCCAGCCCUGACUGCAAGAGAACUUGUACCAAGCACGUCAUGUCCGGCGUCACUGGGAAAGUUGUGAAUUGCUAAGUGUGGCUAUCCUGCUUAUGUGUGUAGCCCCCCGCCCCCGUUCACCGGCCCAGAAUGAGGUGGUUCGAGAUCAGGGAAGCCUGUUUGUGACCCUUUACACAACUUUAGGGGACUGGGCCUGAGCCUCCUGUGUGUGCUCUGCGUUGUGUGUCAGUGUGUUCACCUCAGACCAGACCCACUCAGACAAACCACCAGGUACAGGCUUUAUUCUGUAAAGAACAUAGAACAGGCUCACAGUCCAGCAGCCUCCUCUGCCAGCCUGCUCCGUGCUCCCAGCCCAGUCAGUGCAGAGACCCCGGGUGGGGAGAGCAGCGGGUACCUCCCGGCAGGAACCAGGCCGUUCUCCCAGCAUGCUGCAGUUUGUCGUCCUCAACUUGUCGUUCCCAGGGCUGCUGUUGAAGCGCACUGGCCCUUGGGCUACAGAUGCCUGUAUCAGUUUUGUAUGUGAAGUUAUCAAUAUUGACUGUACCCCGUAUCAGCUACACUGGCAAGCUACUGCGCCGAAACUUUCUCGCCCAGGGGUGUGAAAACUCACCCCCCCCCCCGCCAGUGCAGCAAGUCUGAGCGCUGUGAAGUGCCAGUGUAGACAGGCUCCAGUGCUGGGAACUGCGUUCCUGUGCCCCUCGUGGAGGUGGUUUACAGAGAGCGCGGCCACACUGUCCCGUUAAGGCGCUUUAAGCUGCUAAGUGUCGACUCAGGCUACGGCUACACGAGAGACUUCAAAGCGCUGCCCCCUGAGCACUCCCGCGGCAGCACGUUGAUGUGCGAGUGCACGAGUGUGGUUGUGCGUGAGACAGCUCUCCCAGCGCUUCUGGUAACCCACUGCUGCGAGGGGAGUCGCUCCGAGCUCCGGGAGCCUGUCUACACUAGCGCUUUAAAACACUCAGAGUUGCUGUGCUCAGGGGAGUGAUAUUUCUCACCCCUGAGCCAGCAAGUUAGAGCGCUGUCAAAUGUGCGUACAGACAAGGCCUCAGCCCCUGUGUUUGUUCCUGAGGUAACACCCCCAGGCAGGUUACAUCCAGUCUAGGCAGCACACCGUGACUGGACUGUUCGAGUUCGAUGGCCCGUUAAAGGAAACGCCCCUAACCCUAGAGGGAGCUGGUGAGUGAGCCUUCCUGCGGGUGCCCCAGCCAGAAUCCGGGCAAUGGCUGCCGAUGAGACUCAUGUGACGUGCUCAUGUGACCCUGGACUCCAUCUUGGGCCGGUAAUUUUCCACAGACUGUGCCUGUGGGCUGUGUUUGGGACCGUAAAAUUCCCAGCACCUGGCAGAGGCCAUAAAAGACCCUGAGACAUCUGCAAUUGGGCUUCGUGUCCUGCUCUGAUUCUCCGGACUGUGGAUUUACAGCUACAAGGGUCAUUUGAACUGGGGACUGAGGCCCAUCCAGUCUUUUGGAAGUUGGCUACAAGACUUUACAAGCCAGCCGUCUAGUCCAUCCCUGCUACAGGCCUGAUCCAAGAACACGCCAUUGUUGUAGGCAUAUGAGCUAUUAACCAUGUGUAACGCUCGUCGUCUUCUCUUCUCUAUGAAUAAACCUUCAGCUAUUAACUACUAACGGGCUGGC